Molecule: messenger RNA, 5183 nt
Organism: Pan troglodytes (chimpanzee)
Lineage: Eukaryota; Metazoa; Chordata; Mammalia; Primates; Hominidae
Gene: ZNF263
Product: zinc finger protein 263
Exons: 6
Coding region: 960-2894 (644 amino acids)
Biological process (GO): regulation of transcription by RNA polymerase II
Molecular function (GO): RNA polymerase II cis-regulatory region sequence-specific DNA binding; DNA-binding transcription factor activity, RNA polymerase II-specific
Source: RefSeq, a predicted model, not a curated record
GCAGGCCACGCGGCGCCACUGACUGGGCUGGAGGCUAGCUCCCUGGCCUCCCCGACAUGCCGAGGAGCCCCUGGCUUCCGGAGCCGACGGGGCCGCAGGGGCCAAUGGGACCAUCUUCAGCCAGCCCAGAGUAGCCGAAGCGGGUGGGGCCUGGCUUGGGAAAGGAUUCAUCGGGGGAAGCUGAUUAACAGCCAGCCCAGAGCAGCCGAAGCGGGUGGGGCCUGGCUUGGGAAAGGAUUCAUCGGGGGAAGCUGAUUAACAAUUCAGAUUUCCGGGUCUCACCCCGACACUGACGCACUGGAGAGCGCGUGGCCCUGGGAUCUGCGUUUUCCCAAGCGCUCCGGAGUAAUUCUAACCCAGGUUGCCCGCCAGUCACAACGACCUCAGGCUUGUUUUCUUCGCUUGGAUGCAGCUGCCCUGCCCCCAGUCACUCCCAGAAUUUCAGGGCGCGCCCCGUGGCCCCGCCUCUCGUCUCCAAUUGGUCCCUCGCUCGUCCCGUCCCCGCAGGCAAAUCUUCCCUUCUCAUUGGUAGGUGGUGAGUGUGUGGAGAAACCUGACCUAAUGGGCGCUGGAGUUCGCAAAACGUGACCCGGAAAUUGGUCACGAGCAGGCGCCGUGGGCUUGUGGACGCCUAACUUGCGCGCUGAGAUUUCCGGCGUGGGAGCAGAGGUCUGAGUCUUGCGUGGGUCCUCUAUAGGGUGAGAAGCGUGGCGCUCGGUUCCUGCCUCGGGGAAGUCCUGGCGCAGAUGGGCCACGGGGCCGGCGUGGCGGCGCCUGGGACCGACUGAGGCCUAGGCACCGGAGCCGGCCGCGCCUGGGCUGGAGCGGGGCUCCUCGGCCUGGACUGGGAGCCCCCGGCCCCGGGCUCCUGCUGGCGCCGUCCAACCUUACAUGGGUUCAGGGCGCCUUCGUAGGCGGGCACGGCUGGUUUCGGGCUAAGGCGCUCUGGAGACCUGACGAUGGCGUCGGGCCCGGGCUCCCAGGAACGGGAAGGGCUCCUGAUAGUGAAGCUGGAGGAGGACUGCGCCUGGAGCCAGGAGCUGCCCCCACCUGACCCAGGACCGAGCCCCGAGGCCUCCCACUUGCGCUUCAGACGGUUCCGCUUCCAAGAGGCAGCUGGUCCCCGGGAAGCCCUCAGCCGGCUCCAAGAGCUUUGCCAUGGGUGGCUUCGGCCUGAGAUGCGCACGAAGGAGCAGAUCUUGGAGCUGCUGGUGCUAGAGCAGUUCCUGACCAUCCUGCCCCAGGAGAUCCAGAGCAGGGUGCAGGAGCUGCAUCCGGAGAGCGGCGAAGAAGCGGUGACCCUUGUGGAGGAUAUGCAGAGAGAGCUUGGGAGACUGAGACAACAGGUCACAAACCAUGGGCGGGGAACAGAAGUGCUUUUGGAGGAGCCUUUGCCUCUGGAAACAGCACGAGAGUCACCGAGCUUCAAGCUGGAGCCAAUGGAGACUGAGCGAAGCCCUGGCCCCAGGCUGCAGGAGCUGCUAGGCCCCAGCCCCCAAAGGGACCCCCAGGCUGUAAAGGAGAGGGCAUUAUCUGCUCCCUGGCUUUCUCUUUUUCCUCCUGAAGGGAACGUGGAAGACAAGGAGAUGACUGGGCCCCAGUUGCCUGAGAGCUUAGAGGACGUGGCAAUGUACAUCUCCCAGGAGGAGUGGGGGCAUCAGGAUCCUAGUAAGAGGGCCCUCUCCAGGGACACGGUGCAGGAGAGUUAUGAGAAUGUGGACUCACUGGGAGAAGAGAAAUUUGAGAACCUGGAAGGUGUUCCGUCUGUAUCCUCUGAGAACAUCCACCCUCAGGUGCUGCUUCCUGACCAGGCCCGAGGGGAGGUGCCCUGGAGUCCUGAGCUGGGAAGACCUCGUGACCGGCCGCAAGGGGAUUGGGCGCCUCCCCCAGAGGGUGGAAUGGAGCAGGCCUUGGCAGGAGCCUCAAGUGGCAGAGAACUGGGGCGACCGAAGGAACUGCAGCCAAAGAAACUCCAUUUAUGUCCCUUGUGUGGCAAAAAUUUCUCUAACAACUCAAACCUAAUUAGGCACCAGAGAAUACAUGCAGCUGAAAGACUGUGUAUGGGUGUGGACUGCACUGAAAUCUUUGGUGGGAACCCACGUUUCCUGUCACUACACAGAGCACACCUGGGAGAGGAGGCCCACAAGUGCCUUGAAUGUGGGAAAUGCUUCAGUCAGAACACCCAUCUGACUCGCCACCAACGCACCCACACGGGUGAGAAGCCCUAUCAGUGCAACAUUUGCGGAAAAUGUUUCUCCUGCAACUCCAACCUCCACAGGCACCAGAGAACGCACACCGGGGAGAAGCCCUACAAGUGCCCUGAGUGUGGGGAGAUCUUUGCUCACAGUUCCAACCUCCUUCGGCACCAGAGAAUUCACACUGGAGAGCGACCUUAUAAGUGUCCCGAGUGUGGGAAAAGUUUCUCUCGGAGUUCACACCUCGUCAUUCACGAAAGAACUCAUGAGAGAGAGAGACUUUACCCCUUCUCUGAGUGUGGGGAAGCUGUGAGUGACAGCACCCCCUUUCUUACAAACCAUGGAGCCCAUAAGGCAGAGAAGAAGCUCUUUGAAUGUUUGACUUGUGGGAAAAGCUUCCGGCAGGGCAUGCACCUCACCAGACAUCAGAGAACACACACAGGAGAGAAACCGUAUAAAUGUACCCUUUGUGGGGAAAACUUCUCUCAUAGAUCCAAUUUAAUCAGGCACCAGAGAAUCCACACAGGAGAAAAACCCUAUACCUGUCAUGAGUGCGGAGACAGUUUCUCUCACAGCUCCAAUCGGAUUCGCCACCUGAGAACGCAUACGGGAGAGAGACCCUAUAAAUGUUCUGAAUGUGGAGAAAGCUUCUCUCGGAGUUCCCGUCUUAUGAGUCAUCAGAGAACUCACACAGUGUGAAGUGGAAUCUCUGAAACUCAGGUGUGGCAUCAACAAAGUCAAGAAGGUAGUCCAAACUCUCUCUUACAGCAGAUAAUUUAAAUUCAGCAGUCUGCUUCUCAGCUUCUCCUCCUUUUUGAACAACUUCCUUUGUUAUUCCACCUUUGGUUUUUAGGAGACAACCCUUUUCUUCAUCUCCAUUUAACCACACCCUAUCAUCAUCCAACUUAGUUUCCAACUCCCCACAUUUUUCAAGAAUUUCUCUAUAAUCCCCAUGUUCUAAGCCUUGAAAAUCAUAUUCAGGUUCCUUUUUGUAAAGAAGAUUUUCCCAUGCAUUUGCUAUGGUUAUUUGUUUUACUUCAUCCCAACUUUUUGCCCAGUUAAAAAUUGCACUUUUUAUAUUGUAGAUUUUAAUUUUGGAAACUCCUUUAUCUCCUUUCUCUUGCUCAUCAUCACUUUCUUCAAAUAUUACAAGACUCUCUUCAAGUUGCUUCCAUCUAUACAGCCGUUUGCAGCUCAAGAUCACACCUUGAUUCAUUGGUUGAAUCAAGGUUGAAGUGUUAUGGGGAAAGAACAUACAUUUUAUUCGACCAUCCUCACUGGUUAGGGAUUCAGAGGAAGGAUGAGCUGGGCAACUGUCCAGAAGUAACAAUGCCCUGACGUCCUCGUCAUGAAAUCUUAGAACAUUAAGUUGAAAAUGUCGGACCUCAGGAACAAAGUUUUGAAAAAACCAUUCUGAAAACAAUUCUCUGGUGAACCAAACAUCUUUACUGGGUUUAUAUAUCACAGGCAAUGUACUUGUGUCCUCUUUCACACUUUUGGGCAGUUUUGAUUUUCCAAUAAUGAUUGACUUUAAUUUAUGAGUUCCGUCUGCAUUUGCACAUAAAAGGGCAGACAACCUUUCUUUGUUUAUUUUCUUCCCUGGUAGGCAGAUAUCUUUCCUACUUGCCUGAGAAUUUUCUGGCAUUGACUUCCAAAAGAGGUCUGUUUCAUCCCCACUGUAUAGCUGAGCUAGACACAGUUUCUCCUCUUUGAUUAUCAUGGACAGUUUUUGUCGAAAUGGCUCAACAUUUUCAGAAACUGAACUUAGGACUUGUUCCCCACAUCCUUUUCGGUUCCCAAUUGCAUGCCGAUUUCGAAAUCUAAAAAGCCAACCAGUGCUAGCUUUGAAAUCUGUUCGCCCAAAACACCGUGCAAAUCUCUCUGCAGCAGCCUGAAGCUCCACGCCUCUUACCGGAACACCGGCUGAGCGUUUCUGUUGGUACCACAUGUAGACCGCAUCAUCUACAUCACCAUAUUUGGCUCCCGUUGUCCUCUUUCUCUUCUCAGCCCCUACUAAUGGCAUGUCCUGCUUCAGUACAAAGUCCAGAAUUAACUUCUUAUUUUUUUUAAUGUCAUAAAAUGUUGACUUACUGAUUCCAAAUUCAUCCAUUACACUUUUAAGUGAUCGUCCAGCUUCAAUUCUACUUAGAACCUUCAUUUUCUCCUCCAAAUUCAGUGUUGUAUAUUUCCCUCUCUUAUUCAUACUGAAUUUAACUCUGAACCACCAACAGGAGAAAACAAAGGGAAAAGCCUUAAUGAAUUGGCAAAAAAAAACCCCACAUUUUUUAAACAAAACUUAGCUGAAAGCCCCAGAAGGCAUGGGCAUUGUAUUGGAGGAUAAUGGACUGAAGGGGCUAACCAUGACUGAAGAGCUAGUCUAGAGGUGGAGGUCUUAUGCACUCAGAAAGCUGCCAGUUGCAAAGUCCUGUCUGGCUCUUGCUCCUGCAAGCCAUGAGUGAUCAUUUUUCGGAGUGCCUCCUACCUCUCCUCUCUUUUGACAGAUACAACAGCCUCGGUCAGGAAUGACAGGAAUACCUGCAUACUUUCCCUAACUCAAUACCGGAAAAGGGACAACAUGAAGAGAGGAGGGAUGGAGCAAGAUGUGCCCACAAGACAGGUGUGAUAAGUUUCCAUAAAAACUGAUGCUUGAGCGUGAAAGACUCAAAGGCAAUGACAGAGUAAUCUUGUGUGUAGCAGAGAUGCAAUGUGGCUUCUCCCCUUCCAAAAAGACCUGAUUUUACCUCACUGCCAGAAAAGAGAAUGGUGCUCAAAUUGCUUUGUACAUAGUGUUCACUGGGCAGCAGUUCAUCUACCUGGAUAAGGGCUCCGAGCUACAGGGACCCUGACAUUGGGAUGUAUGGAGAGUUGGAAUUCAGGAACAGUUGUACCGAAUCUUGAAGUGAAGAAGAAAGUAGUUUCUGUUGUACAUAUGAAUGAAAUCCAACUUUUAUUACAUUCAAUAUAGUAUUGUCAAGCACCGUGCUUUAA